Messenger RNA from Linum trigynum, 5057 nucleotides. Lineage: Eukaryota; Viridiplantae; Streptophyta; Magnoliopsida; Malpighiales; Linaceae. The record is from the annotation of a GenBank genome assembly.
UACUGUAUACCAGUCUGACCCAUAUGGUAACGACUGGUAUACUCCAGGAGUAUAGUAUAUUUCAAUGCAUCUGGCCGUUAGAUGUAAUUCGAUGAGCUCCAAUCAAUCUCAACGGUCAAUCAAUCAUUGUUUCUAUUAAAAUGAACUUCAGGUUUGGGUUUAGAUAAUCAAGGCAUAUGAUUUACCCAUUAGAGGUUAGGUUGUAGUAUAAUACCCCAAACUCGACCUAAUUCAUGGUCUAGAUAGAGAUAUCUCACUAGAAGUACCUGGAGUUAGGUGUGGCUAUACGGUCCGGUCCGGUUAAAUUGGACCAAAUUGAUCCGGUCCCAGUCCGGUCUUUUCGGGAAUAUAAGGACCAAAGAUUGGAUUGGAUACAGUCCGGUCUUGAUCCGGUCUGGUCCCAAUUUUAUCUUGAUUUUAGGUGUUGGGGGGUCUCUUAUCCGGUCUUUAUCCGGUUUUUUACCUCAAAUCUAAGCCCGAAUAUGAGAUUGCAUUGUUUGCUAUCCGGUCCCAGUUCUGUCCGGGUUAUACGGUCCGGUUUCGGGUAAAACCAAAUAGUCCGGGACCAAAUAGCCAGCCCUACUUGGAGUAUAGUAUACUCCAGGAGUACACCAAUCUUACCCCCUAUGGUAAAGACUUGUAUAUUCUAGUGCAUCUGGGUGUUAGAUGUACUUCAAUAAGCUCCGAUCAAUCUAAACGGUCAAUUAUUAUUUUAUAUUAAAUUGAAUGUCGAGUUUGGGUUUAGACAAUCGAAGCAUGGGGUUUAUCUAUUAGAGGUUGGGUUAGGUGUAGUAAUAUGUCGUUGAGAACGUCUCGUCUUUCCCUUUUUGGUCGCUUGUGGCUUCACCUCCUGUCGUGGGGCUCACUACGUCGGAGCAAUCACGCGUCGGUGACCUGGAAAAGGAUUGAGGCUGUGAUUUUGGAGGAGACGAAGAAAAGGUUGGGGAAGAAGAGAUGAGAAGGAGAGUGAGGGGGGGAUUGGGGAAGAAGAAUAGGUUGGUCGUUGAGAAGGAGCAGGGGGUUGGAGAACGGGUCACUGAUGGGUUGGGUUGGAAUAUAUGAUGUGGCGGAUUUCCUGACGUGGCAAGUCAUAUUUUAUAUUUUGGGUUAAAUUUGGUGACUAGAUGAUUCUGUUAGUUACAUCAACAAAAAAUUAACGAAAUUAACAUAAACUAACGAAAUGUAAUAAAGAGUGACCAAAUUAAAACCAUUCAAGUAAUUUUAGUAACUACAAAUGAAAUUACAUAUUUUUAGCGACAAGGUAAUGCCACUGACCCAGUGACUAAACGUGCAAUUUACCAAACUCAAAAUGCCAUUUUCACUCUUCAGUCUUCACCGAGCCUGCACGAGCCGGCCCACGGCAGAGUACGGGUACGGCUGACGUGGGCACAUGUUACGCUUAGGCGGGAUGCCAAAGGGGAAUAUAUGAAGCGCUUAAACCCUACUGUCUGAGAUUUUAGUACUUUCUGAUGAAGAAGGAUAGUCAGAACUCGGAAUUGGAGUUUUUCCAGUAAAGUUCGCAUCUUUCUAGACUUUUUCAAGGCUACCAUCUUCCAGUUUUCGUCGGUUCAAACGCCGCAGCGAGCUUCUGGAAUUGGGGAUUUCCCCCGCAUUAUUUUUCUUCGUUUUGUUGAUACUGGAAGUUGAAAAUCAGUAUCACAACAACUAUGCAGAUUCUAGUCCGCAAGUUUCUACGCCCAACAGCUCCAUUUAGCAGGGUUAUUGGUAGUUACAAGUAUUCUACCAACGAUGUCCUCGAUAUUGGCCAACCCUCUCCUGCUACUCAUCCUCAGCUGAUGAAAGAAGGGGAAGUUACACCUGGUAUAAGUGGCGAUGAGUACAUCUCAAGAAGGAAGAAGCUAUUGGAUCUUCUUCCAAAGAAUAGUUUGGCCAUAAUUGCUGCUGCGCCUGUUAAGAUGAUGACCGAUGUCGUACCCUACACAUUUCGGCAAGAUUCUGAUUACUUGUAUAUUACUGGAUGCCAACAACCUGGUGGCGUGGCAGUUUUGGGGCAUGAGUUUGGUUUAUGCAUGUUCAUGCCUGAAGCAACGUUUCAUGAUGUAACUUGGCAAGGGCCAACUGCAGGAGUUCAUGUAGCAUUGGAGAGAUUCAAAGCUGAGAAAGCAUACCCCUUGACCAAAUUAAGAGAAGUUCUUCCAGGUAUGAUCAAGGGAUGUUCCAGGGUGUUUCAUAACAAUUUAACAGCUGUACCAACAUAUACAGAGUUGGAGGCCUUCCAAAGUAUAGCUAUCAUGGGCAAGGUUAGAGAUCUCUCAUGUUUCACACAUGAGUUACGGUGGGUAAAAUCACCUUCUGAGUUGAAGUUGAUGAGAGACUCUGCAUCAAUUAUUUGUCAGGCUCUCUUGCAAACAAUGCUACAUUCCAAGACUUACCCAUAUGAGAGUAUGUUGGCUGCAAAAGUUCAAUAUGAAAGCAAAAUGAGAGGUGCUCAAAGGAUGGCAUUCAAUCCUGUUGUUGGUGGGGGGUCUAAUGCCGCUAUCAUACAUUAUUCUCGAAAUGAUCAGAAAAUUAAAGAUGGGGAUCUUGUUCUGAUGGAUGUUGGAUGCGAGUUGCAUGGUUAUGUCAGUGAUCUGACUCGAACAUGGGCUCCAUGUGGCAGUUUCUCUUCCGCACAAGAAGAACUUUAUGAUCUUAUUCUUCGGACAAACAAAGAAUGCAUAGAGCUUUGCAGACCUGGAACAAGCAUUCGACAGAUUCAUAAUGAUUCGGUUUCAAUGAUGCGUAAAAGACUUGCGGAGAUUGGAAUUCUGAAACAUAGUGGAAGCAAUUCUUACCAUCAGUUGAAUCCAACUUCUAUAGGUCACUACCUUGGAAUGGAUGUCCAUGAUAGUUCUGCCAUGAGCUAUGAUCGUCCCUUGAAGCCUGGUGUUGUCAUAACCAUUGAGCCUGGAGUAUAUAUUCCACCGAAUUCGGAAGACGUUCCAGAGAGGUACCAAGGCAUUGGCAUAAGGAUUGAGGAUGAGGUCCUAAUUACAGAAACCGGUUAUGAGGUCCUUACAGGGUCGAUGCCGAAGGAAGUGAAACACAUGGAAUCAUUGCUAAAUAAUUACAGUGGUGGAAUGGCCAUGGAAAGCUGGAGUAAUAAUACUGAAGCUGCUUUCAGAUGACUGUCCCCUCCUUGAAAGUUGAGAGACCAUGGACCCUUGGCAACUAACUCUUGGUUCUUCCUUUACUACCAUUCUCAUAAAAGCUUUCUGGGGUCCUUCCCAUUGGAGGUAGAUGAAGCAAAUUGCUCCUUGAAAAAUUGCAACAGGAGCCAGCCAGCAUACCAAGAAACAUUCAUUUCACGUAGUGAAGCUUCUUUCCUUAGUAAGUUUUUCACCACUUUGUGAAAAAUCCAUGGCAAGCAGCAGAUUUGCAGCAAAACAGCACUGGGUUGAUCUUUCUGUCUCUGUCUCAUGUCCGCCCAUUUCUUGUGCUGGAAGGAAAGCUACCAGCUUUGUCAUGAGACCACUCAUCGUAUCAUUUGGUCGACAUUGGAUAAGCUGAAUUCGUUUGUCGUAAGAAUUUAUGUUGGGAGUUGGAUUGGAAGCUCCUUGUUGGAAGUUGAGAAAAUGAGUAAAUGCUAAGACAUGGUGGGCUGGAAUUGACACGUUGGAACAGGGACCAUGGAAGCAUCAUAUAUGUAUUGAAUGUAUUGUCCCAUGGUAGGACUAGGGUUUAAUGCAUAAAAAAGUCAUAUAAUUUACUACCCCACCUUCGGCCAUAACUUUUUGGCAUCUAUUUUUUUCUCCUUCUCCAUUGGAUCCCUUUUGCAGUAAAUGGCAAAAAGAACUGUCCUUUUCUCAAGGGUUUCCCAAAUGUUGCAAUGGGUAGUUUGAAGAACAUGGCACAAGAAAAUAAGGCAAGGAAGCAACAAAAGUUCAUAAAGGAAGCCUAGUUUAGUUGAUCUUAAACCCAUUAAUACGCUACUUUCUGGGAUUAGCAAGCUUGGAGGGGUUGAGUGGUUUAAUUAAUUAUUCACCAGUUGAGUCAAAAUUGGAAUCAGAUAGUAAUUGUUUUCAUUGGUUUUAUAUGAUAUCUCGAGUUAGUGAAAUAAAUUAAUUCUUGAUAUGUUUAUUAGAGUUCUGAAUAAAAAGUAUGUGUUAAAAAACUUUAAUGUUAUAAAUCCAGACAAGUAUGAGACAAAUAUCAGACAAUCUGUGCAUGCACUUAUAUUUAGGUGGAAUUUUCACUUCAGGAGCACAUAAGAAAAAUAAUGUGGAUAUUGUUUCAACUGCCUGAAUAAUUGAGAUCUAUCAAGAUAAGUUUAUUCUUUUCAAUUUUGUAUGAAAAUAAAGAUGUUUUAGUUCUAAGGUUGGAUAAGUCUACCAGAAAACCAAUAGGAUCAUUCGAUCAAUGAUCUGAAUCCAAGCAUAAGGAUUAAAGUUCAUAAUAAAUACUAUAUUUCCUUGCGAAUGUUAAAUCGUUGCAUUAUAAUGAAUCACAACAAAAUAAAUAUAUGUAUUGGUACAAUGUAUGCAUUUUAAUAAUACAUUGUUUGGUUGUUGAGAUUCUAUUUUAUGUAUUGACUUGCAUAAAGUUACUUUAUGGGGAAAUGUUACAUUUAUCCUCAACUUUUAGUAUAAGACAAAAACUAAUAGGGAUAUAAAUGAAAAAAAAAAAAUUGGAACCAAAUCUAAAAUCAACAAUCACUACAAUCACAACUUUUAGUUGAGAUUGUAUAAUGCAUCAUUUUUUGUGAUUGUUGGUGGGACCUAUCUAAAACAAUACAAGCAUUGUUUUACACUUUGACACUUCAAAAUAUUGUAUUGUGCACAAUACAUAUAUUCAAUAAACACAACUUUAACAAUCACAACUACCAAACCAUCCUAAACCUAAUACAAAAUUGGGGAUGAGAGUUCCACCUGCAAUAGUACAAAUUUGGGGAUGAAUGUUACUUAAUUCUCUCUUGGCUUCCUCUACCAAAAUUUCAAAAUAACACAACUCCAAACUCUUUAAUUCCACCUUUUCCAAUUCCAUAAUGCAUGUGCAAACUCUUCACCCUAAUGUCCUCUUAACACUUUAUAUUCUUGUAAUAAUUAAGAUACUUACAC